Molecule: messenger RNA, 2119 nt
Organism: Homarus americanus (American lobster)
Lineage: Eukaryota; Metazoa; Arthropoda; Malacostraca; Decapoda; Nephropidae
Product: innexin inx2-like
Exons: 4
Coding region: 247-1350 (367 amino acids)
Biological process (GO): phototransduction
Cellular component (GO): plasma membrane; gap junction
Molecular function (GO): gap junction channel activity
Source: RefSeq, a predicted model, not a curated record
GGCGAGCCCCGCCAGUCCGCCUCUCUCCAGCCGCCAGGUUCAUUUGUUAGUGGCGUGUGAACUGUCGGAUGUGUGGGUAGUAGCAGAGUCUGUGUCGCUUAUUUAUUUAAACAAAAAAUUGAAAAAAUUAUAGUGAUUGUAUGAAGGAGUUGGCUAUUAUCUGUGUUACUUAGAUCUACGAAUCUUAUUGCUAAUUUUUAAUUGUAAUUUUUUCUGGUGCCUGAGUUAUUCAUUUAAGUCGCCAAAAUGCUGAAAUAUUUAGCAGCAGCGAAAGUAUUAAAGAAACACAAUGCCCAAGUGGAUAAUGCAGUGUUCCACCUCCAUUACCGAGUGACCUUUGUGGUAUUUAUCGUCUCUGGCGCUCUGGUGACAGCCAAGGAAUUAAUAGGUGCCCCUAUCCAGUGUAUUUCGAAGGCCGUGCCAACAAACGUUCUCAACACCUUUUGCUUCAUCAUGUCAACCUUCAGCGUGCCAAGGCACUGGGACAAGCCCUUAGGCGAUGGGGUGGCGUACCCUGGCGUGGGCAUGCACGAGGAUGAGGACGAGAUAGUUUACCACGCCUACUACCAGUGGGUACCAUUUGUACUGGUACUUCAGGCCAUCAUGUUCUAUGUGCCCCGCUACUUGUGGAAGAAUAUGGAGGGCGGGCUGUUCACCACCAUCCUGGCAGGCCUAGACAAACUCAACUUGGAUGAGAGUGCACGACACAAGAAGCACAAGGUCCUCUCGCAGUACAUGAUCAAGCACCUUCACAUGCACAUGAACUGGGCUAUAAGGUUCUUCCUGUGUGAGGCGCUGUGUCUGGUGGUGGUGGUGGGCAACAUAUACUUCACUGACCUCUUCCUCGACGGCACCUUCAUGAAGUACGGCACCGAGGUCAUCAACUUCCCUGAUAUGGAUCCCGAGAAGCGCGUCGACCCCAUGACUCGCAUCUUCCCCCGCGUCACCAAGUGCACCUUCAGGAAGUUCGGGUCGUCUGGCACGUUAGAGACUCACGACACCAUGUGUGUGUUGGCCGUGAACAUCAUCAACGAGAAGAUCUACAUCUUCAUCUGGUUCUGGCUGGUCUUCCUCACAGCCAUCACCGCCGCCUGGCUCAUCUACCGCCUCAUCAUCAUCGCUUCAUCUGAGGUCCGCUUCAAGCUCCUGCAGGUUCGUGGCAGUUGGGCAGGUAGGCCAAACCUGGACCUGAUUGCCAAGAAGUGCAACCUAGGUGACUGGUUCCUCAUAUAUCAUCUUGGCCGCAAUAUGGAGCCACUGGUCUAUGCAGAGUUUCUUAAGGAAUUUGCCAAGGAAUUAGAAAACUCGGUGUCUACAUUGGAACGAAAGCCUAUGUUAGUUGGGAGUUAAUGAUGUAAACUCAAGGUAUGUGGGUCGAAAUCUGUACUGUAUUUCUAUAUACAGUAAUCUGAUCAUAAGUUAGCAGGUUGAAAGUACUGUAGUCUCUAGUUUGGAGUUACAGAAUAUUGAAUCCUUCCGAGAUUAGAAAUUGGUGUGUUUCAUGUUUCCUCGCUGAAAGUUUAUUUUAGUUAAACUGCAGGUUUAUGAUAUCAUGUAGUAAAUCCUUCUUUUUUAUUUAUUAGUUGUAAAAAUUUAAAUUUUGAGUAGUGUACAAUUGAAGCUAUGCAUCAUUUGAUGCAAAACUUCUCAAGGUUAGAGGAAUUGUUACCAUUGUGAUUCACACCACAAUGAGAUUCAAACAUGUAGUGAUGAAGAAUAUUUUAUCCACUGCCUUCUAAAAUCAGAAAAUAUGUAUCAUGUUUAUUUAUUAAUGUUCUGAAGAGCUGAGAACUGAUGCAUUUAUAGUUACUCCACAGAAAGAGGUGCAAUGUAGUGAUGGUUGAUGGUAUCGAGUUUAUUAGACGUGAUGCAAUGCAGUGCUGAGCAUUACCAUUAUCAUUUAUUCAGCAUGAUUCCUAUAUCCUCUUUGCUACUUGUUAUCUUACAAACUGAUCAGGUAAAUUAGUUCUUGUUAUUGAUUCAUUCAUUUAUUGCUCAUCUUUACAAUGUAGAGAGGAGUGAUCCUGGCAUUUGCAUUUGCUUCCACUCCUGUAUCCACACACUGAUUUGUUUUAUUUCUGGAUGAGCUAUUUAAUCACACAUUACCUCUUUUUUUUUA